AUGGUGCGUCUCGAUACACUCCGAGAAACCAACUUCUGGCACGACACUCUUGCCGCAUCAAACUGCCUGCGCGCACGAAACCCAUUAAAAAAUCUGUUGGCUUUAAAACCCAAUUUUUUCUUUCACUCUAUCUGCAAGGGUCUUAAGAUGUACGUUGCAACAUACAUAGUAGUGAAUUCGAACUUUGUAGUUGCCACCGCUUUAUUGGUGGUCGUGGCGGUGUACAUAUGGAAGGAGUUUAGAGACAAGGGAGACAAAGAUCAGCAAGGGGUUGGCGUGUCUGGUGAUGGAGACCAUCCGCUCUGCCCCUGUUGCUGCCGCCCUGCGGUUGAACAGGGAGUGGGGAAGGAGCAGGAGCGACAGCAGAGUGAGAAGGAGCAGGAGGGGCAGCAGGGAGAAGGGAAGGAGCAGGAGGGGCAGCAGAGUGUAGGGAAGGAGCAGGAGGGGCAGCAGGGAGUAGGGAAGGAGCAGGAGGGGCAGGGGCAGGAGAGGCAAUACGAGCUGUAG
Messenger RNA from Closterium sp. Naga37s-1, 507 nucleotides. Lineage: Eukaryota; Viridiplantae; Streptophyta; Zygnematophyceae; Desmidiales; Closteriaceae. The record is from the annotation of a GenBank genome assembly.